Messenger RNA from Gryllus bimaculatus (two-spotted cricket), 279 nucleotides. NCBI's taxonomy places the organism in Eukaryota, Metazoa, Arthropoda, Insecta, Orthoptera, Gryllidae. The record is from the annotation of a GenBank genome assembly.
AUGGGAUUGAGUCAAUUUGGGCUGGUAGGAGUGGAGUGGUGGAGUGAAGUAGAGUGGGCUGCAGAAGUGCAUGGGUGGAGUGGAGUGGAGGGGAGAGGAGAGGAGAGGAGAGGAGAGGAACGAGUCGUAGUAGGCAUUCGGGAUGGUGGAGGGCUGGGUCGAAAAAUUCCUUACUCUUAUGGAUGGGUAAGCACCCAGACGUGUCUUAUCGGUGAAAGAAAUCUGACGACAAUCUCAUUUUUCGUAGUCAAGGUUUACUCACGACAGCGUCCAAGGUAG